Messenger RNA from Bacidia gigantensis, 1557 nucleotides. RefSeq lists its product as uncharacterized. The transcript has 2 exons. NCBI's taxonomy places the organism in Eukaryota, Fungi, Ascomycota, Lecanoromycetes, Lecanorales, Ramalinaceae. The coding region runs from base 1 to 1557 and encodes 518 amino acids. The record is from RefSeq and is a predicted model, not a curated record. Gene Ontology annotation, molecular function: transmembrane transporter activity. Gene Ontology annotation, biological process: transmembrane transport.
AUGGCGCCCCAACCCAACCCCCACUCCUCCUCCGCCUCCUCCACCUCCGCCGAGAGCAUCACGCGCGUCAAAUCCGAAAAAUCUCAACACCACGACCUCGAGAACACCGACACACACAUGACGGAACUCUCCCGCAUAGCAACCUCCGACUAUCCAACAGGAGCCCGCCUCAUCUCCAUCCUCGUCGCCCUCGUCCUUUCCAUCUUCCUCGUCGCUCUGGACAUGACAAUCGUCGCAACCGCCAUCCCAAAAAUAACAGAUCAAUUCCAUUCUCUCGACGACUCUGAUCUGUGGCGUCGCCAACAACUCCACCACUCUCAUCGUUGGGCGGGCGAUCGCUGGUUUGGGGGUGCUGGCGUAGCGAGCGGGUGCUACACUAUCCUCGCGUUUUCCGCCCCGCCGAAGACAAGGCCGGCAUAUACGGGCGUUGUGGGCGCCGCGUACGGCGUUGCCUCCGUGACGGGGCCUUUGAUCGGCGGCGCGCUGACGAGCAAUGCGUCCUGGCGCUGGUGCUUCUACAUCAACCUCCCCAUCGGCGGUGCCAGCGCCGCCAUCAUCUUCUUCUCUUUCUCUACGCCCGUGGCCGCGAAGCCCGAGAAAGCGACAUGGACGGAGAAAUUCCUGCAGCUGGACCUCAACGGCGCAUUCCUCCUUCUCGGUGCCGUGAUAUGCUACAUCCUCGCGCUGCAAUGGGGCGGCACGACGAAAAGCUGGAGUAAUUCCUCGGUCAUCGGAUGUCUGGUGGGCUUCGGGCUCAUCGUCGCCGCGUUUAUCGUGAACGAGUAUUUCAUGGGCGACCGAGCCCUCCUGCAAGGCCGCCUGCUGAAACAGCGCCUUAUCGCCUCGCUGAGCAUGUACGUGUUCUGGCUGUGCGGGACGUUCUUCGUGCUGUUGUACUACCUCCCCAUCUACUUCCAGUCCAUCGACAACGUGUCUGCCUCUGACUCCGGCGUGCGCAACUUGCCGCUCGUCAUUGGCGCCUCCCUCUGCACCAUCUUCUCCGGCAUCUUUAUCGCCGUCACGGGAUACUACUGGCCUAUGAUCUUCGCGGGGUCAAUCAUCGCUGCCAUCGGAUCGGGGCUGCUUUACACGCUCGACAUCGGCACGUCGUCUAGUCACUGGAUAGGCUACCAAGCUCUCGUCGGCAUCGGCUGCGGUCUAGCCUUCCAAGUCCCCGUCAUCGUCAACCAAGCCAGCGUGUCACCCAGCGACAUCUCCGCCAUCACCGCCAUCACGCUCUUCUUCCAAACUAUCGGUGGUGCUCUCGUUGUCUCCGCAGGCCAGACAGGAUUUGCCAAUCGGCUGUUGAGCAGGAUUCCGAUUGAGGCUCCCAGUGUUGAUCCGGCGAAGGUCGUGGCCACCGGGGCGACAGAACUGAGGAAAGUGUUUGAGGCGGCGGAAAUCCCGGGCAUUCUAAGGGCCUACAUGAGUGGGUUGAGGAUCACGUAUGCGAUUGCGAUUGCAGUCGCGGGUGUGAGUGCGCUGGUUGCGCUGUGGGUACCAAUUAAGAAGCUGGAUCCGGAGAAGGUGAAGAAGGCGGGGACGGGGGGUGCGUAA